GUUAUUUUCAUGGUGAAUUUUGCAUUUUUGAUUUAUAUUUGUGCUAUUUUGUCUUAACAAAAAUAGUGUACAACUUGAUUUGCCAUUUUAUGAAAAUUGCUCUUCUUUUCUUGAAAUUUGUUUUUCACAGACGCCCGCCCUUCUGACGAAACGGGGAUGUGCUUGUGGCGUGGCGAGAGGCUGCCCUCGUGAUUGUAAUUUCGGUGUUGCUGGUGAAAACAUUUUUCAGUGUUGUCUCUGGAAGACCAGCACUUUUGUUCAGAAGUCAAAAUGCCAAAUAGCUCCCAGAGUAGCCCACAACAACAGCAGCAACAGCAGCAGCAGGAGCAGCAGCAACAGCAGGCUCAGCCGCAGAUAAUAGCCUCUUCGGGAGUGCCCAUCACUUUCGAUGGUCAGGAAGCCACCUUUAUCCCAGCUGGCACCCAUGGAAGUUUGGUGUCUGGUGCUCAGUUCCUCUCUGGUGCCCAGCUGGUGCGGCCCCAGAACCUAAUUGGCUCCAACGUUGUGCAGAGCGUCGGCACACAGGCCAUCUCCCUCAGUCCCGGUCGGCAGCUGCAGGUGCAGACGCCGAACGGGAUCCAGUUUGUGCAGGUGCCGGUGCAGCAGAGCAUGCAGACCAUCUCCGUACAGAUCCCCAUGUCGACGGCUGGCGGGCAGACCGUCUACCAGACGGUGCAGCUGCCGGUGGCGGCCGCUGGAGGCGCCCAGCAGCUCCAACUGAUGCCGCAAAUCCAGGUCGGCGGUGCUAUGCCGCAGUACGCCCAGGUGCUGACUCCCGGCGGCCAGCUGCAGCAGGUACAGGUGGUACCGGCCCAUCACCUGGCCUCGCUGCAGCAGGCCGCCGCCGCCCCCGCCACCGCCGCCUCCACCAGUAGCCAGCCGACCAGUCUGUCCACCACCACCUCCACCACGUCUGUGAUGGGCUCGGCGCAGACCUCUCCCGCCGAGGAGGAGAGCAAGGAGGCCACGGCGGCGGCGGCCGGAGCCGAGGCUGCCGGCCAGACCAUGGCGCUGCAGCUGGCGCAGGCGGGCCUGUUUGGAGGUCAGCAGACCAUCACCGUGCAGGGACCGAACGGCCCCCAGCAGCUGACAGUAUGGAGUCCGGGCACCAAUGCCAUUUCGCAACAGCAGCAGCAGCAGCAGCAGCAACAGCAACAGCAGCAGCAGGCGACCGCCCGCUCCCAGGCAGCGACCGUCAGUGGCUCUAAUGUUCUACAGGUACCCAACCUGAACUCUGUGAUGAAUACGGCCCUGAGCGGUCAGGUCAGCAUACAGAACAUCCCUGGCCUGGGUCCGGUGCAGGUGAUAUCGGCACAGGGCCUGCAGCAGCUACUGCAGCAGCCGGGACAGACUGUACACACACUGCCCGGCGGGGCGCAGAUUAUCGCCGCCGGGUCGACCUCAGCAGCGCCGGCCGUGGUGCCCGCCCCUGCCGAGGUCGAUGUCGGCAACAAACUUAUCCAGAUGCAGAUGGUGGGCGGUCAGCUGGUGGCUCAGAUGCCGCCAGGGUCGCCCGACGCCAGCAGCGGAGACGAGGCGGGGCCCAAGACCAGGCUGCGCCGAGUGGCCUGCUCGUGUCCAAACUGCCGCGAUACGGAUGGAAACAAAGUGAUCAACCCGGACUCUGACAAGAAGCGUGUGCACAUCUGUCACAUCCCCGGCUGUAACAAGAUGUACGGCAAGACGUCCCACCUGCGCGCCCACCUGCGCUGGCACAGCGGCGAGCGACCGUUCGUCUGCAGCUGGGUCUACUGCGGCAAACGGUUCACACGCUCUGAUGAACUGCAGCGACACAAGCGUACCCAUACGGGAGAGAAGCGGUUCCAGUGUCCCGAGUGCUCCAAGCGCUUCAUGCGCUCCGACCACCUGAGCAAACACGCCAAGACCCACCUCAAGGUGAAUGGACGGGAGGCGGGCCAGUCGGACGCCGGGCCGCGGAUCAUUUACGCUGACCCGGUGCCGCUCGAAUGUGACGACGCCGAUGGUCUGGAGCAGGACAUUGACAGCCCGGCCCCGAUGGGCGACGAGCGUAAACUGCUUAUCACCGUGGACACUGAAAACGACCAGUCACAGCUGUCCAUGGGAGACGGACUAGAAGACCUGGACGGCAGCAGUAUCGCGUAGAGCUCCGCGCACCGCUCGCUGUAGCUCUGGGUGUGUGUCUGUGUAUGGGGAGUGUUUUACAAAGGGGAUCCGCUGCCGACACGGUGGGACCAGGGGUGGUGCUCGUUGACAGGCGUGCUCUUGCAUGAAUCUCAAUGGUGGACGGGCGUCCCGUGCGUCCCGUGCACAAAACACGUGCCUGGCACGUGUGUUUGACGUGAAUACAGCUUAUCUCCGCACUGAGUGAACCAAAGUUCAGAUUCGGUUACUUGAUGUACUUUUAUGAUACAACACAAUCUUUUUAUACCGCUUUGUACCGAAUGGUAGACGAAUCAAACUUACAAAGGACCCCGUCGUCCGCCGACUGCUUGCUAGUAUUUAUUCUAGGUAUUGUAUUGUGUUGCGACUACGCUGCUCCCUGGCGGGAUUGUAUGUAUUUUUGGUGGACUGGUGACCGAAUUUUGAGCGGCUGCUACUAUCAUUGUACCGCCGGCAAAUGUACAUAUAAUGUGACGUCUUUCAGGGGUGGGUCGGGGGGGGGGGAUUGAUUGUUGUGUACUUAUUCUCGAUACCUGACGUGCUGGGAGGGAUGGGGGUUAAUACCUGACAUGUUCUGGGGUGGGGGAGGGGGGAGGUGUGCUCGGGGUCGCCUGUAAGGCCGCAUUGUGACCCGCCUGCUGGUGGGUAGUGUUAUUUGACUUACCACGCCGCAUGUCGCCAUUGAAUACAGUCAUGGUUCAAAUCAC
Amphibalanus amphitrite is the source of this 2849-nucleotide messenger RNA. RefSeq names its product transcription factor Sp9-like. The transcript is spliced from 13 exons. Gene Ontology annotation, molecular function: DNA-binding transcription factor activity, RNA polymerase II-specific; RNA polymerase II cis-regulatory region sequence-specific DNA binding. The record is from RefSeq and is a predicted model, not a curated record. The coding region runs from base 271 to 2124 and encodes 617 amino acids. NCBI's taxonomy places the organism in Eukaryota, Metazoa, Arthropoda, Thecostraca, Balanomorpha, Balanidae. Gene Ontology annotation, biological process: regulation of transcription by RNA polymerase II.